Molecule: messenger RNA, 693 nt
Organism: Fusarium venenatum
Lineage: Eukaryota; Fungi; Ascomycota; Sordariomycetes; Hypocreales; Nectriaceae
Source: RefSeq, a predicted model, not a curated record
AUGGAUCUCUUGUCUGGUAUCGGUGGUAGUUGUGCUUCGACUGAUAAAGUUGAGAGUGUGACUAGAAGGGAUAGCAGUAUUAGUCUUGAGGACGGUGCUUAUAAAAGACAUACUCCUGAACCUGUCAAGUCUCUCCUCUCUUUCGAUCUUGGGAUAUUUGAAGAACCGAGAGAGAGUCCUCAUUAUGAACAUACCCUUCCUGCACCAAGUCCUGCAUCGUCGCCUUCAGUUGUUGCUCCAAUGGAUGUAUAUCUUCGAUGCGACGAGAGCCACGGGUUUAGAAUGUUGAGACUCAGCGGUACGGCCUUGCAACAAGACAAAAAUACUCAGCUGGACGAUAUGUCCCCUGCAGAGACGAGUAGCUGGGAGUUCAUCCAUCCAGCACAGAUACCCAACACUCCAGUGUUACAGCCUGCACUUAGUCCCAAGUCAGCAGCUACCCCAUCAGCCGACCCUUGUCGCCCAAGAGGACUCAAGAGUAUUCCAUCGGGCUCGGAUAUGUCCGGUCUCGCGUUGUCUGUUGAUUCACAACCUCUGAGUGACGACACGGAAGCGUACGAAGAGGCUAUUGCCGAAUACAAACUCGCUUCCAAGCGAUACCGGCAUGCCAGUCCGAGAACUUCCAAGAGACCCCGUGUCUAUAAAGAUCUACCAAGGCGUAGAGGGGGGAAGAGGGAAGCAGGGGACAGAUGA